Diaporthe amygdali is the source of this 2031-nucleotide messenger RNA. RefSeq lists its product as uncharacterized. The coding region runs from base 1 to 2031 and encodes 676 amino acids. Lineage: Eukaryota; Fungi; Ascomycota; Sordariomycetes; Diaporthales; Diaporthaceae. The transcript has 4 exons. The record is from RefSeq and is a predicted model, not a curated record. Gene Ontology annotation, molecular function: protein binding.
AUGGCAGCUACCCUCAUACGAGAUUUCGACCUCGCCAACUCUGGCGCCAGGGAACAGAUCAUUCUUGGCAUCGUUGACCGCGCUACCGAGAAAGAACUCGACAUUCUCCAAGCUGCUCUUCGGCGCUCGAGACGAAGGGUCGACAUCCUCUGCGGCGUCUUGAAGGGCUCCGGGGCCGAGAUGCCACAUGAGAUUCAGCUCCAGAUCAUCCAAUUGCUCGGCUUUACAGAUAUCUACUACUGCGCCAGUGUCUGCCGCAAAUGGAGGCGUCUAUUUCUGCAUAGUGAACAGCUGACCGAUGAUCUACUGAAAGAGAGAUUUCCGGCCCUUGAUGACAAGACAACGCUGCCGGACAAGUCGAAGGCACUUUACCAAGCCAUCAGGAAGCGACACUUGCGAGACACAGCGAGGUUCCGAUCCAGGCAACCCAAUGGUCUCUUCCCCGUGGAUCGUGUAGAAGUCUUGCAGAAAGGUCGAAUAUUUCGGGACCUCACCUGCUCCGCAUCUCUACAUGGCUGGAAGCCGACUUCUACACAGUCACAGCCAGGAGCGCCUCACCUUACUGGAACAACAUCCAAUUUCACGAGAACAUUGCCCAUCCUUCCCCGCGAGACCUCAGACUGUGUUGUCAGCGAAGUCUUGUACUCUGACGGCCGCCUUGCUUGGCAAACAACGCCGGCUCCUGGCGAAUGGGCACAUCCCAUAACCGUGCACGAAUUUCGUGCACAAAGGCGGUGGGAUCUCUCACUGCCUUCUAUGCGGACCAAAGGAAUCAAUUUGAAACUUUUUGGACUUGGACGCGACCUUGUGGUUGCUAGAGUUGUUCGGGAACGAGUUUUGUACGCCUGGGACGUAAGGUCGCAAGCUGUUGACCGUGUCACUCUACAAAACGCGCCCUAUAAAUGUUUUACAAGAUAUCGUUCUGUUGUCAUUGUGACUAAGAGCGGCGACUUACUGCUUUGGUCAUUCGGCCACGGUUUAACCGAUAUUGAUACGGCCAUGCCGCAAAAUGAAGGCUCAUACGGCGGACCCGCAAAGCCCGACCAAAUUCCUCGGGCGCCUCUAUCGACUUUCGAAAUACAUGAUUCCAAAGUCAUGUUCCAUCCCAGGGAUGAAGAUGUGUUCUAUCUGGCAACAUUUGAGGAAAGAAACAUCAGCCCUGACGACUUUCUGUUGCUAUGGGUGUACGAAUUCAAGAGCACACGGUGCCAUCGCAUCUUCAUCUGUCGUGUUCCACGUGUGGAGUUUUGCUGGGCAGCUUUGAGAGCUGAUGCACAUGGAACCUACCACCUGCUCAAUCAGCAAGUAAAAACUGACAGUGGUGGCCAACUCAGCUGUAUCACCUUCAAUACUCUAAGCAACUCUUUCGGGCAUCUAUUGUUCCAAACACCAUUCGAUACUGAUCUCGAUGUCUCUUUUGUCUGGAAUAAUCACCUCAUCUUCCGGCAUUUCGCAACAGUGUUUUCGGAUACGCGGCCCUGCCCCCUUGUGGCGAAUGAAGCGCUCAGAGGCGCCACAGAAAAUAUGAUCACGUCUGCGACAUGCGCCGGAACUGUGCGUUCCCCGUUCUCGCCUGCCAAACCGCUCCAGGCUGCAUUCGACACAUUAGAACAAGGAACGCCGAAGAACGAUAUUGCUCGCAUCCAGGACAUCGCCCAGAGAUAUCCCUUGAUAUCAGAUCUCGGUGCCGCCACCAAUCUAAGCUACACACUGUCAUUCUAUGGCGGUCAGUGCAAUUGGGAAGGACUUCACGUGAGGGAUUGCCCGAGAUCGUCUGACCCACCGCCCCUGGAACAACACUUGUACCCCAUCAAUUAUUUCGAUCACAACGCUUUGCAACAAAAUGAUAGCGGCAAGUCGAUGGUCGUCUUCUGUGACGACGACUUUCUAGUUGUCGUCACUAAUCCAGACUUGUAUACUGUCUUCGCAGUGGAUGAAGAUGGCAAGAUAGCGGAGGCAAUGCGAGAUGCUGCGAUGCCAAGGGUGGAGGACGUGCCUGGUAGCUCAAAGACACCCGAGACACUGAUAUAA